This is a messenger RNA of Zootermopsis nevadensis, 1424 nucleotides long. RefSeq lists its product as uncharacterized. NCBI's taxonomy places the organism in Eukaryota, Metazoa, Arthropoda, Insecta, Blattodea, Termopsidae. The record is from RefSeq and is a predicted model, not a curated record.
ACAGGUAGCAUUUUUCAGUACAGUUAGUUCUAUUCUUGCUACGCGGACCUCGACUUCUGCAAUAGAGAGUUCUGGGGUUGAACGGAAUUAAUCUGGCAUGGUGUCAACCGCGUCAUGGAGACUAUGGCGUCUCCACAUUUUUCUGGGGACUCUUUGUUUACUCCAGGCCGUCUGUAUGGGCCGGGAACUUAGACGCUUUGAACUUCUUCCUGGAGAAACCUUAGAAGACAAAGAUCUAGAAGCAGAGGCUUCUGAAUUCAUAGUAGUCAGAAAGGAUGACAGCGAUGUUGCGGACUUAGAGACUGCUGCCUCGCACCACGGACACCACCACGAGAAGGGAGGUGGCCACAAGCACCACUCUGAUCACCACGCCAGCCAUGGCCACAAGGGUGACAAAGGAUACAAGAGUCACCAUCACCACGAGAAGGGAGACCACGGCAAGCACGGGAAGGAACAUCACAGUGGCUUCUACAGUGACCACGGAGGCCACAAGAAGAAACACCACGACGAGGCUGGACACUAUGGUGAACACCAUAAGGGAGAAAAGGGUCAUAAGGGCGGAAAGUUCGGUGAGAAGGGUGGCCACAAGAAGGGGCACAAGACCCACGGCUACCAUCACAAAUCUCACAAAGAUGAAUAUCACAAGGAACACAAGUUUUACGACGACUACCACAAGGGUGGCCAUCACGGUAAACACGGAGACUUCCAUGCUCACCACGAAAAGAAGGAAGGUGGCCACAAGAAGGGAGGUCAUCACAAGUCCGGCUACCAUGACGAUCACUACGGGAAGAAGGGCCAUCACGACAAGGGCCAUUACGAGGAUGAGCAUAAGGGCUUCAAAGGACAUCACGGCCACGAGGAACAUCACGGGCAUCACGAAGACUACGGCAAGAAGGGUGGUCACUCUGAUGGCAAGCACUGGGGCUACAGCAGUGGCCACGGUGGUGGCGGCGGCGGAGGUGGCCAUGGCCAUGGUCAUGGUCAUCAUUAAAGCCACACGCCAACGACAUUCACAGGCACUAAAUGUUCCUGCGUCUCAGUUUCUGGUUUCAGUUGCAGAAGACAUAUCACUUAGAGGCGUAAUUCAAUAUGCAACGAUUUUAGCUACACUACAUUUAAUUUUUUUUGACAGAGUAAUUUUCGACACUGUUUAUGUUUAGUUAAUCGACUGCUGUUUGUAUUAAGACACAAGCCAUUAACAAUACAUCGCAAAAGAACAGUAAAUAGUUUCAUGGGUUUGCAAAAUUUAGUGUCAGAAUCACGAAAAUGAUGCGGGAAAUAUUAACACCAGGAUUGUCCUCUAAAAAUAUGACUUAAACCGAGCUCUGUUUUGUUGUUUAUGUUGAUUGUUAUCUGUUAAAAUAUUUAUUUUUGUUGCUAGAUGUAACAACCAAAGAAAAUACAGAAGAUUACUGAAAAGAAAA